This is a messenger RNA of Penicillium daleae, 975 nucleotides long. Its product is annotated as SAGA-associated factor 29 family protein. Gene Ontology annotation, cellular component: SAGA complex. The coding region runs from base 1 to 975 and encodes 324 amino acids. The record is from RefSeq and is a predicted model, not a curated record. Lineage: Eukaryota; Fungi; Ascomycota; Eurotiomycetes; Eurotiales; Aspergillaceae. The transcript is spliced from 3 exons.
AUGUCCCGAAAUCGCCCACGACCCCGCGACAAUGGGCUUGGCAACAAUGAGGAGAUGGAGCUCUGGACCCGGAUCUGCCAGGACAUUCGGAAGUCCAAAGAGAAGUUCGACCAGCAAGCAUCGCUGUCGGUACAGAUCAAGACAUUAGUAGAGAAGAUCACUCGUGAGGGCAACAAACCUACGAUGACAGAACACGAUCAACUGGAUACAUGGCUACGGCAAAGCCAGAAGCUCAGCGAAGAAGAGCGCUCGAUCAUGCAGGACGAGCCUUGCGACGUGAUCAAGAACCUAGAGCUGCUGACUGCACUCCGCAAAGCAUCCGAAGCAGAGGCUCCGCCUAAUCGAUCAUCCGCCCUCUCCAAAUCCCGCAAGAAACGAAGCGAAAUCGAGAACUCGGCGACCGACUCACCGAGUGCUUCGGGUGUGGACAAAACCAGUCGCUCCAAGGGCGGGGUGCCUCGAAGCACAAGCGUGUCGAGCAAUCAGGCGCGCGAUGGGCGGGGUGAUGGGGUUACGGUGAAGAUUGAAGAAGGUUCCGAGGGAACUAAGGGCACUAUAGCUGAGCGCAGUGGUCUGCUUGUGGUUGGAGCCCUGGUUGUCUUCAAGCAUAACAAGAACAAACAAGGGGUAGAAGGUGAGGGAAUUCAGUGCAUCAUCAAGAAUAUCUCUGGGGAUGGGCAUAAGAAACGAUGGUACGAUGUCCAAGACCCGGAGCCUAAUGAAAACGGCGAGGAGGGCGCUGUCUUCAGGACUACCGCCUCAUCUCUCAUCCCUAUUCCCCAAGCUGGCGCACCAUUACCUUCGUUCGCCGUUGGUAAACAGGUCCUCGCGCGAUAUCCCGACACCACCACUUUCUAUCGAGCAGAGGUGAUGGGAUCCAAGAAAGACACCUACCGCCUCAAGUUUGAAGGCGAGGAAGAUGACAAAGAGAUGGAAACUGAGCGGCGUUUUGUCCUGGAUAUUCCUAACAAAUAG